Messenger RNA from Pelmatolapia mariae (spotted tilapia), 5135 nucleotides. RefSeq names its product GRB2 associated, regulator of MAPK1 (gene garem1). Lineage: Eukaryota; Metazoa; Chordata; Actinopteri; Cichliformes; Cichlidae. The record is from RefSeq and is a predicted model, not a curated record. The transcript is spliced from 6 exons. Gene Ontology annotation, molecular function: proline-rich region binding. Bases 249 to 2849 code for a protein of 866 amino acids. Gene Ontology annotation, biological process: cellular response to epidermal growth factor stimulus; epidermal growth factor receptor signaling pathway.
UCCAAACUAGCACUGGCCCCAUCGGUAGUUAAACAAACAUGGCUCUGCUACAUUAUCAGACAACGACUCUUUAUGAUACGUAGGCAAAUUUAAAGGAAAAAAUGCGAAGAUUAUUAAGAAACACUCCAUGCGUGAUGUGACACCGCGGACGGAGAGUCGCUACAUUAUUUAGUGCGUUAGCUUAGUGUAGCCUUUUGUGACCGUGUUUACACGUAGCUAGCUCUUGUUGGCUAAUGUAAGCUAGCAAAAUGGACCUUGGAUCAAUGUUGUACAACAAUUUAAAAGAAGUUACAUGGAGUACUACGUCCUUACCAUUAGAUCAACUCGUCAGUGCUUAUAAGUUGCCUCAAAUUGUCAAGCUGGAUAACGGUCAGCUGGUUGAAGGGCUCAGAGACAAUGACUACCUCUUGAUUCACUCCUGUCGUCAGUGGACGACUAUUACUGCUCACAGUCUGGAGGAGGGACAUUAUGUCAUUGGGCCCAAAAUAGAGAUCCCAGUUCACUAUGAAGGUCAGUUCAAGCUGCUCGAGCAGGACAGAGAUGUCAAAGAGCCUGUGCAGUAUUACAACAGCGUGGAGGAAGUGGCCAAAGCGUUCCCUGAAAGGGUAUAUGUCAUGGAGGAAAUCAUGUUCAAUGUUAAGAUGGCUUCAGGGGAAUGCAAUGAAGACACAGAGGUUUACAACAUUACACUAAACACUGGUGAUGAACUGACGUUAAUGGGCCAAGCUGAGAUCCUUUACGCCAAAAGCUUCAAAGAAAAAUCAAGAUUCAACACCAUUUUUAAGAAGAUUGGAAAGCUGAACUCCAUCAGUAAGAUCGGUCGAGGCAAGAUGCCUUGCUUGAUUUGCAUGAACCAUCGCACCAAUGAGAGCAUCAGCCUGCCGUUCCAGUGCAAAGGCAGGUUCAGCACCUGCAGUCCACUUGAGCUUCAGAUGCAAGACGGGGAGCACAACAUCAGGAACAUCGUGGAGAAAACCCGUCUCCCGGUCAAUGUGACAGUACCCAGCACUCCACCCCGCAACCAGUAUGACCUCCACCUCAUUAGGGAGGGUCAUCGGUACAAAUUGGUCAACAUUCAGACGAAAACAGUGGUUGUGUGCUGCAUUCUGCGAAGCAAUAAAAUUAUCCCUAUCCAUUUUCCGUUUCAUAUAGCCAUGCCACGAUUUAUUGUUCCAGAAGAAUUGCUGCAAGGAGAGUUGUGGUUAGAUACUAUGGUGCAUCGCUGGUUUGCGUUCUGCCAGGAGCAGUUUGAUAUCGAUGACUAUUCUCGUGCUGUCCGGGACGUACGAACAGACUGGAAUGAAGAUGGCAAAAGCCCCAAAAAAAGCAGUGGCAAUGGUAGUUGUAGCAGUGGAGGAAGCGGGAGUUCAAGCGGCUGUCCCAAUCAUAUGCAAAUUCCCAGCUCUUUGACUUACGCCCGAGAUGAACUCACCCAGUCCUUCCACCGACUGUCUGUGUGCGUGUAUGGCAGCAACCUGCAUGGUAACAGUGAGGUCAACUUGCAGGGUUGUAUGACACUAUGCGGCGAUUGGGCUCUUAUGGCUUCUGAUAGUCAUCCUUCAGAAGAGAAUGAACACUUUUUCCCAGAGCUGUUGGACUGCACAAACCCACAACCAACCCUCAACAAGCUGGAUGUUCCCUAUGAGGAGCUGUGGUUGGAUCACUUGAGAAGUCAGAUUCCGAAACCCUCUCAAAGCGAAGGAAUCAGAGGCCUCAACAGUGACUGUGCCACAACAGCUGCACUGACAAACCCAGUCACUUGUCCUCUGGGAGCCAUAACCAGCUCUGAUGUGCCUCUUACUCCUCCACCAGUCCCACCAAAGUCUGAAGCUGUGAAGGAAGAAUGUCGUCUUUUGAAUGCGCCACCAAUCCCACCACGAGGCCUGAAACAGAUACCAUCAGUGCCUGUCCUUUUGAAGCCACGGCAGCAAGAAACUCGGUCUCCAAGUCCAACCCUCUCCUAUUAUUCUUCUGGUCUCCACAACAUCAGUGGAACAUGUGAGCAAGAAGGAACUGACCCACAAGAGCAAAGCCAUGUGUGCUACCCUUGCAGCUGGGCUAAUUCCAGCAGCACUGAACCGAAGGCUGCUUCGCCCAGUGGUAGCUUGCCGUCAGAUGGAGUUUCAUCGCGGUUGUCUUGGCCAAAUCAUUUCAGUGGAGGGGAUUCGCAUUGCAUGGACGAGUUUCUGCCUACAACCUGUCGAAGUUACUACAGUUACCCCAGGAAGAGAACCCCAAGCACUCCAAAAACCUGUACAACCAGCCUUGUUGACUUUGAUGGUCGAGAGUAUGCACACCGCAGUAAGGACUUUGACUUGCCGAAAGCAUCUCUGAGUCCUUUCUGCAACAAAUCUUCAAGCUGCAAUUCAGAAAUGUACAGUGACAAGCUCAUAGAUGCAUCUAACACUAAGCAGAGCCUCUCCUGCCCGAUCUUGCCACCAAGAACACCAAAAUCAAAUGCCAUAAAGAAGUGCACAGAUGUACUGUCAGAGUCAGUCUGUGACAGUAAGCCGGAAACUUUAUAUUCCUCACUUGCUCAACAUGAGCAGGGAACAAAAGAGAUACACUCCAUCUCUAACACUCCAACUGUUAACUGUCCAUCCUUGUCUCACACUACACAGUGGCAGCCACCAUCGAGCUUGGCUGGCCUUUCAAUUGAAGAGGUCUCCAAAUGUCUGAAAUUUAUCGGCCUGCCAGAUGAAAUUGUUUCUCUUUUCAUGUCAGAAAAAAUUGAUGGGAAUCUACUCCUACAGCUCACCGAGGAGAUUUUGUCUGAGGACUUCAAGCUAAGCAAACUGCAGGUGAAGAAACUCAUGCAGUUCAUAAAUGGGUGGAGACCCAAGAUAUAACAGUAUGUAACUUAAAAACUCCUGUAAAGCUGAGAACAUCAUGCCUUCAGUAUGUAUGCUAUGCACAUCAAGCCACAAAGAGUUUCUUUUUGUAUAGUAUGAACUUAUUUCCUUGUUACUACAUGGUGGGGAAGACAAGUGGGUAAUACCCACUUAAAGUCUAUGACUCCUAUUUGCUAAUUGAAUGGAAUCAUUUGGCACUUUCACAAAGACAUUUACAUGUCAACUGCUUACUUUUUCACCUGCGACCUAUUCAUGUCAUUACACAGAUACUAAUUUAAACCAGGGAAUUGAAAGAAAUCCACAUAAUCGUUUUAAUGUGAGAGCUAUAUGAAGACAAUAUUGUCUUUUGUUAAAGGAGAGUGUCACAGAAUUUUGCUGCGAAUAGCUGAAUGUCUAAAAGAGCACGAACUAGAAAAUAUUUGAAGUGUAUAUAUAUAUGUAGUAGAGCCAACUGCCAAUAAUAUUAGGAGUAAUUACAGAAAACCCCAGUUUGGUAUCAGGUGACAGGAGGAUGGUUAACUGUCUAACUUUGGAAAAUUAAUUAUUGCAUGUAGUCAAUGCGACAGGGUUUUGUUUGCCCUCAGAAUUUGCAUCCCUGUAAUAUAACUGUGCUAAUAACAGUUAGCUAUGCUAAGUCAUUAUCUGCAGCAGGGUUUAAAGGUGACACUUCCUAUGCAAGAGCUCUUUUUUUGUGUGUGCCUGAAGUUAAACACUCCUUAUUGUAACCUAAAAUGUCUCAGCUAAAUGUCACUUUGGGUUAUUUAAGCCUGAAAAGAAAUGAGUUAUAUCUAACCAAAUUCUGUCCUUUCUUUUAAACUCACGUGGAGAUAACCAAAAGCGCCAACAGAUCUUGGUGUCCAAUAUAAAUGAGAAAAUUAAAUGCAUCAUGCACUUUGGUAGAUUUCAGAUUAAAUAUAGCAGUUAAGGUCAUUAAAUAUAAUUGAUGAGAUUGUUUAUGUAGCGAAUGAAUGCACUACAUUUUUUUAAUUGCAAGGGUACUCAUUUGUUUCCACUGUAUGUAUUGGUAAGUGUUACCUACAGUACUUGCGAGACAGAAGUAAUAGUUUUUUGCGCCUUAACCCAGAGACCUUAAACCAUUUGAUAUUUUCCUUUGACGUAACAUUUUCUUUUUGUCAGAGAGUAUACACUAACAACUGGAAUUUCUCCAGACCACGGAGGCAUGUAAGCUAAACUUGAAAAUGAUAAACUACAAUGAAAUAUUUGUUUGUAUUGGUAACUUUUUUUUUUAAAUACCCUUGAUUCAGAAUUGAGUUAUUUAUGCAGUGAUUUAACAUGAUGCAAAAUAUGCAGGAGAGUUAUUGUCAGACCAUUCUUAUGGCUGACACAUGAAGGUGCCUCAGCAGUAACAGCCUUUGUACAACUCGGGUCUGGUCUGUUGGCCAAUAGCUGUUGUUUUGUUUUCCCCCCACCCAACAGUUUUUUUUCUCUUUUUUACAGUGGGGUGUUACAUAUUUUACUUGAUAUUUUUUUAUUUUGUAUGUAGGUGCAAAUUAAAUAUAAUUUUUUUUAUUGAAAUGAUUACUAAUGUUGAGAUUAUUUUUUAUUGAGAAAAAGCUUAUGUUCAAAUUUCUGUUUUGUUUUUUUAAUUCUGUAAAAUGUGGGUUCUACUCGGGUUUCUAACUUCAUGCAGUAAAAUAACACUCGGUCACGGGGGAAAAAUACCUACGAAUCUCUUUCGCACUCCAUGGACAGUGACCAAAAGAUAAUGUUAAUAAGCUGUAUUUCCUUUUAAGUUAGUCUCAGUAUCGCUGUUUUUAUGGAGAAUGAUUUCUGUCCCUGGAAACUUAUUACAUAGCAUAAUGUCUUAUGCAAUAGCCAUGACACUCCAAAGUGAUCACGGAAAGGAAAUGCAAAGCAGUGGAGUAUUAUAGGGUAUUAUUAAGCGUAUUGAAAAUGCCACAGUGUUAAUUUAUAAAAAUUGCAUGCCAAAGAAAUAAUUCCAAACCAUUAGCCAAUUUAACUUGAAGAAUUCUGCAAUUAUUCAAUGAACUGUGAAAACACUCCAACAUCUAGCCCUGUCCGACUAAUCCAACAUUGUGAAGCACUCGGUACCAAAGCUCAUUCUGCGUUGGUACCACCCUCAGCUCUGGAUCACUGCCUACAUGAAAUGUUGCAAUUUUUUGUACAAAAAGAAGGUAAAUAACUGUGACACUGGGUUUGACAUCAUUACUUACAAGUUGAGUUCUGAACAUUUGUUUUUCAUUUUAACUCUUGUUUUCCCUGUUUCCCCUUUUGCAUUGUAUCAUCUAUUAAACAUGGAUU